UCCAGGCAGAGAAGCAUAUGGAUGCAAUGCUGCUGAGCUGUGAUAUGAAGACGCACCUCCCAAUUGAUCCUCUCCCAUCGUCCCCCCUAGCAAUAAGUGCCCGGCCUUUAUUCUUUUGGGCUUUAUCGAGUUUUCCUUUUCCGCCACGAUAUUCUUUUUCAGACUCUCCCCCUUGCGUUAACGUGGUGUAGCACUGGCUACUCUGCACACUGCAGUCACGGGUGCGCAAUGGCGCAGGAAUAAAGGAGGAUUUAUUUCCGAAAACCCUUCACGAUAGAUACCAGUCGCAACACAAAAGAAAAAUGAAGGUCCGGUCGUGCCGCGGGCUAGUUUCUAGUAUUUGCCCCCUCCUCUGUUCUACUUUCUUCUUCCUGGAAAUUGAAUCUUUCCUUGCCUUGCGGGUCGGCGUGGCGAAUUACAAAGCGAGCAAGCGAGUGUCUACCCCGUUGCCGUUGCACAUCAAGCGGGCUUCACGGAGUGCCACCUCACAGAGGGUCGACAAGGGUUCUGAUCUAGAUCAUGGGACUGACCUGCUCCAUGCGGAGCAGUCGUCGGAGGUUGCCGUAGAACAUUCGGAAGACAAAUCCAAUUCCGAAGAGGAGGAGCAGGAAGAUGAACCCAGUAGCAGCUCCGUGCUAGACCACGAGGUUGUAGAUGGUGACCGUGAUAGUGAUAGCGAUGAUGUUGAUCAACUCCACGACCUUUCCGCCUAUCCGGGAACCUGGGAUUCGAGUUCCGCCGAGGCGAGCGAGAGCAGCUUCAUCGCCGGCGCAGAUGAAAAUGAUAAACAGAGCAGCGUCGUCGAUUAUGUCACCGAAGAUUCAUCUAGAAGCAGCUGGGCGCAUCUACAUCAACACGAGGAAGCAGUAGAAACAACUGCGGGACGAGAGAAUGGAUACGGAAGAAUUCCAGAAGCAGCCGGAGAGUUUUUGCCGUCGCGUCCGUUGCUGAAGCAGAAGACAAAGACUACGCUUGAUGUCGGGGCCAUGAGGAAAAUGAAAGCUGCUUUUACCGAGGAAGUAGAGGAAAAUUAUUUCCCCGCGGCCGAGAUACUGCAGCAAGAAGAAGGACGGAAACGCACCAAAGAGCAGACGAAGAAAGACCGUCUCGCAAGGUCCUCUGCUUCGCGGCAACGAGAUGCACAUUCGCGGCAAGUGUUUCAAAGGCGAUCCUUGCGACCCAAGAACUUUCUGGAACUGGUAUUGUGAGGAAAAACUCCCCCCCCCCAUACUCAAUGUGCUUAAAAAUAUAUGAAUGUAGUCACAAGAGAUCAAUGUCGUGCUAUCUCGCUCCUGAGCAUAAUAUUAAUACUUACGAGAUCUCCGCACUGGGGUGAGCAUAGAAGUUAGGUGCUCGCCUACAAUACGAAUAACAUGCAGGAGGAGCAGGAGGAGCAAGCUUGUCCUUGCCCCCUAGUCUGCGGAUGAUUCCUAAUUGGCCAGUUUUGUAUAGAGAUCAUGCAGAAGUAGAAUAAGGAGAAGAAAGAACUGCUUCGGUAGGGGUUGGCAAUUUUUUCCGCAUGAUAGCUGGGCGAGCGUAGUAGCAGUUUCUUUCCCAAGGUGACAUUCGAGAAGCACUUCGGUGUAGAUUGCCGAACGACGAAUCCAAGUGACUCGGCUGCGGUAGCGGAUAUCCCUGCUGAAAGUGGGGGGAGACGUCGCGUUCCCGCCGGAACUUUCAGGGGUGAGGACAGAGAUGCGUGGAGCGUGACCGUUGAAGGAGACGUUUCAGACAUUGACGAGAGAUGCGAGGAGGAAUGCACGGCCGAUUCUGAAUGUGUUGCGUACGAGACAGCGGCGGAUGGAAUACCGUGGAGUGCGGACGCUCCUAGGUGUGUUUUGCUGCCCUCAAAUUCGGGGACGCGCGUCGUCGGUACAAAUAUGAUGUUGAUGAGGCGCAGGAGUGGUGCCAGUGCUCCGUCUUCUGAGAGAAGGCGAUACAAGGGCACCAGCGGCGUGCAAAAUGUUUGCGCACUGAAAGUCGAGGCCACGUACACCGAGGAGUACAAGAAUGACGUAGCGUAUCAGGAGCACUGGAGCAGCUUUUGCGCCAUAGGGACAGUGGAGUCCGCCGGUGCGGACGGUGAGCGGGCAACUCCAUUUUCGGAAGUGGAGGCAAAUCUAGAGACAUGCAGGAGUGACUGUGAUGCUGAUGAUACAUGCAUCGCAUUCGAGAUUCAGGCCAAGGGCAGUGAGAGAUGGUGUAGGCGGUUCGACACCUCUCGAGGGGGAAUCACGUACACUCGACCCAAUAAGAGUAAUACCAAUAGAGCCAACACGGUCUGCGCCGUGAAAACGUCGGCGUACGUGAGCAAAUGCCAGUGUGACAACGGGGACCAUCAAUCUCAGGACCAGUGGUUCUGCAGUUCGCCGAUGCAGUACUGCACAGCAUGCACGACCGAUAACUACGCACUGCGCCCCAACUGGCCGUUCUCCGGGGAGCAAGGGUGCUACCCAGUGUGCGGAAACCGUGAGUGUCCGGCGGGGGAUGCGGCCACUGGACAGUACUGGAAACGAAAUGAUGCAUCAAACGAUGCUUUUUGCGUGAACCUCACGAAAGAUCAGGCGUCGAACAGCGCAGGUCCUGCAGUGGCAGAUGCCUGCAAAGUUACCUGUUGUGAAGAAGUUCAAGGCUGUAUCGCACCCACGCCUCUCUCGCACCCAUGGGUCGAGAACCUCCACAACGUAGACUGGAACAAAGUGCUGGCGAUGGCGAAGUUCGAGCCCAGUGCAAGCGGGGGUGCUUGGAUGAGCAUAGAGGACGACGACUUAAUAUCUGGUGUCGGCGUCGCAGCACCGGCUUGCAAACACAACGAACAAAAUCCGAGUUUCAAAUGCGAGACCGCUGGGACAGCAGUGACACUGGAUGGCACCUGUACUGCCCCCAUAUUGCAGUGCAGCUGCGAAAACAGCAAAGCUUCUUCGGCGCGCGUUGACUGUAAGGUGGAAGGCGGGCAAAACUGCGGUCCCGACUCGUGCCGCAACGGGUUCACAGAGAGGUCAGGCUGGCCGAGCCCCGAUGAAACAGGGUGCUACCCGGUUUGCGAAGACUACGUUUGCCCUGCGCGAAAUGAGGGCACUGGAGCUUUCUGGCUGAGAAAGAAUAACGUGAUCGACGAGACGCCAUGCGAAGGUGGUUCGAUCGCCUCGGUAGCCGAUGCCUUAGACCCCAGCAAAGUCACAGCCGCAUGCACGGCAACAUGCUGUGACGUUUUCGACGGAUGUUUAGCGCCGGGCUCAGAUGACAAGGCCAAGCUCGAUUCCGGUGACUACGACUGGGAUACCAUCCUUGCGCAUUUCCAUGUUGGUCAAACACAAGGCCAGUUUUCCCCGGAGGGUGGUAGUGCCAUCGCGUGCCAAGGACCACAAUAUACUGGGACGGCUGAGUUCGUGUGCGGCAGUUCGGGACAGGAGCUGCAGGUGAUUUGUGCGGAAAGCGCGAAUCAAUGCCAGUGUAGUAACGGCAACGUCGUGGUCGAUGACUCGCUUUUCUGCGAGUCCGCUCUGGAGAAGUGCGAAACGUGUCAUAGCGGGUUUGAAUUGAGAGACAAGUGGCCGACCAUCGGCCAGAAGGGAUGCUAUCCGGUGUGCGGAGCACUUGGCGCAGAUCUUAACUCUGCGUGUCAAGGUUUGCCGCAUGAUGACGCUUCCGCAGGCAAAUACUGGGUCGCAAACGAUACCGCAACAGCCUCGACAUUUUGUAAUGAUGGAAUCGGUUUGGAUACACUAAAAACGAACCCGUUCGAGAACGAUGGCGCCAAAGCACUCUGCGCGAGCGCCUGCUGCGAGGAAAAGCAGGGCUGCAUCGCUCCAACCGAUGAAGCGGAACUUCAGAAAUUCUCUCUGCCUCCUUCCCACGAUAUCGACUUUUGGACUAAAAAUGACAAUCUCGCACCAUCUGCUGGAGGUUGGUGGAGCCCGGAUUUUGAUACCGUGACUUGUAACGAGGACGCAUGGUUCGUGGGAACGCCGGAAUUGUCCUGCCCCGGCGAGGGACUGCACGUCGAAAUGAAAGGUUGCGAAGAGCUCUGCAGAAAGCCAACGGACGAGGACCUAGGCAAAUUGGAGUUCGACAGCGCUUUCGAUUCGUGGAAAGAUGCGCUCUCAGACGCGGGUCUGACUAACGGAACGGGACCACUUGCGGUCGGUGGCGUGUCCUGCCAAAGUCCAGUUUACAUAGGAACGGCAAAAUUUACAUGCCCGGCAGGUGGCGAUGGCGAACGCGCGGUGGAGAUGUCAGGCUGUGACGUCGCCAAGUGCUCUGAGCCUGUGCCAGACAAACAAAACACAGUGAACCUCGGCAGCGUCACAUGGGACGAGUUGAUUGAGCACUAUCACGUGGGCGUCGAUAGUUCUACGACUCGGUUUGACCAAAAUAUCACCUGCGCAGAGGGUUUUGAGCCUCAGGGAGAUCUGAUAAUUUAUUGCAGCGGUGCGAAUGUGCCGUUGUCGGUGAUGGGGUGUUCCGCGGACGGAGGGGAUUCACCGGUGUGCGACUGUGAAAACGGAGUUGUAGAUGUUGUGAAUGCUUGUCCGUUUCAGAACGCGCAACACUGCGGGAGUUGUGCCGAGGGGUUUCAAGUCAACGACUCUUGGCCACGACCACCGGGCCAUCAAAAGGGGUGCUACCCGGUGUGUGGAGCUGCUGAGAUGCAGUGUGAAUCUUUGCCGCACGACGAAAGAGCAUCUGCGGGCAAAUACUGGGUCACGCCAGAAGGUGGGGUCCGUGCUGACACGUUUUGUGAAUCGGGUAUUGCGUUCCAGACGCUUGAAACAGAUUAUCCACUUAAGGAACUCGACGUGAAAAACAAGUGUGCGAGAGCAUGUUGCGAUGAAAAACAGGGCUGCACGGCUCCGGCCCAGGACCAAUUUGUGCUUCAGGGAGGUAUCGACUGGAGCAGUCACUCUGACCUUCAACCAGAGCAGCAGGAUCCGCUGGAAAUUGCGGGAGCUACAUGUGCCGAUGGAUAUGUAGGAACGCCGAAAUUCUUCUGCGCGGUAGCGGGCGAGGAGGUUCAGGUGGAAGGUUGCCACGGAAUCUGCAGUGCGCCUGUGGCUGCACAACUGCCGGUCGAAUUGAGUGCUCCUGCUAACUGGACCGCGGUGCUUGAAUAUUUCCAUGUAGAUCGGGUUCGAGGGGAGUUGCCGGGUACUGUAGAAGGUGUUGACCCGCAGAUCAAAUGCAACGUCAACGGGAUUUCUACCGGGACGCCGCAGUUUUACUGCCCUGCCAAAGGACAACAGUUGCAGGUGUUUUGCUCGCAGUGCCAGUGUAGCAACGGUAAUGUCAACGCUACCGCUUUCUGCGACUCCCCACAGGAGAUGUGCGAAAGCUGCACCACAGUCGAUCACUCUGGACGCAGUAUUGCAUACGACGUCCGUGAACGCUGGCCUGCGAACAGCCAGACAGGUUGCUAUCCGGUCUGCCAGGGCUUCGAUUGCCCGUCGCGAAAUGAAACCAGUGGCACAUAUUGGAAGCGGAAGGAUAGCGUGACCGACGCGACACAAUGCGACGAUAGUCUCAGCUCGGUAGACGACGCCUCGGACGAAAACAAAGUCGAGGAGGCCUGCACAGUUUCCUGCUGCGAGGAGGUCCAAGGCUGCGUCGCGCCGCCGGACAAUGCUCUCAUGUACCACAUCACGGACGGUUUGCAAGUUGCGAAUAUAAACUGGAACGAUGAACUGAUGAGGGCAGAGCUGCUGCCGGGUAAUACGAAUACCCCCGUGGAACUGUCCGGAGGCAGCAUUACCUGCAAACACGACGAGACAACAAAGCCACUCUUCAGUUGCCCAGCCGCGGGCGACACGGUGGAAAUGACGGGUUGUAAAAAAUGUUGGAUUGCUACCACGGAUAUAGAUUACCUGAAGGGCAAUGUGACAAAUUUCGAACUUGUCACCGAUUGGGAUUUGGUGCUCCAACCGGACGGCGUGUACAGAAACGUGUCAGCAACAGCAGGAGGGCCGUCGCUGGUCUGCGCAGAUGCUUCGGCUCAGGGAGCUGCGGAAUUUAUGUGCCCCGUCAACGGUGGACCAGUGGUGAUGAGCGGGUGCACGCCGCUACGUGCCUGCGGGUGUGCCAACGGCUACCGGAAUGAGACGCGAGAGUGCGAUGACGCUAUGGAGCAACAGUGCGCAAGCUGCGACCAGUCCGGUGGUAGCGGCUACGUGUACGAUCUUCGUGAACGGUGGCCUGACAACGGCCAGACAGGUUGCUAUCCGGUCUGCCAAGGCUUCGAUUGCCCGUCGCGAAAUGAAACCAGUGGCACAUAUUGGAAGCAGAAGGAUAGCGUGACCGACGCGACGCAGUGCGACGAUAGUCUCAGCUCUCUAGGCGACGCCUCAACCGUCAACAAAGUCGAGGAGGCCUGCACAGUUUCCUGCUGCGAGGAGGUCCAAGGCUGCGUCGCGCCACUGGACAAUGCUCUCAUGUACCACAUCACGGACGGUUUGCAAGAGGCGAAUACAGACUGGAGCAAUGAACUGAUGAGGGCAGAGCUGCUGCCGGGUAAUACGAAUACCCCCGUGGAACUGUCCGGAGGCAGAAUUACCUGCAAACACGACGAGACAACAAAGCCACUCUUCAGUUGCCCAAGCGCGGGCGACACGGUGGAAAUGACGGGUUGUAAAAAGUGUUGGAUUACUCCCACGGAUAUAGAUCACCUGAAGGACAAUGUGACAAAUUUCGAUCUUGUCACGGAUUGGGAUUCCGUCAUCAGCCCGGGAGAACAAGAGAAGGAAAUUAGCGUGGUGGGUUCAGACGGGUCUUCUUCACAGCCUCUCGUUUGCAGCGAUCCGUCAGCCAGGGGGUCACCGAAGUUUUCGUGCCCACCCUCGGGUGGCCAGGUGCAGAUGACCUCCGGGUGCGAAGUUGUGGAAUCGUCUGCCGGCCCUUGCGUCAAGCCAAACGACACCGAACGACAAAAGCUGAGCGUCGGCGAUGAUUUCAACUGGACAGCGGUCUUGGUCAACGAAACUUUCGCUCCUGGACAAACGUCCGCGUCGGAGAUUGACGGGGUUUCUUGCGGUAUCCUGUGUAAAAGCGUGCCUAGUACCCCAGACUUGUCAGGCAAAUCUGCAAGCUUGAAAAGAAACGUUUCUCAUGCGCAGCGAUCACGUGUUCAGAGGCGCAGGCGUUUUCUAAAUCCUAUCUGAUGGCUUGUCAUGCUAGAAUCGGGAUAAGCUGUAGCUGAGCGAUUUCUCAUGAGCCAAAAUUCGUCAUGUGGAAGAGCAGCCAAAGCUUGUUGAUUUGUGUAGCCAAAUGGGGUCGGCGGGACAUUUUUGCUUAUGAUAUUUUUAGCCGAUCGCGAUCCCGCGAAGCCCACGUUUUUGUGCGGGGAUGCGGAAGCGGAGCUGCAGAUGCACGGGUGCGCGGUCCGCUGCCGUGAACCAGGGCAGAGCGACUUCGACAAGCUGACCAUAGACGGACAACAAGUCCUCGACUGGGGUUUCUCCGUCCCUCCCGGAACAACCGGUGUAGUGGUCGCCACCGUUUCCUGCCAAGCCGCCGACGCAACUGGCACACCAACAUUUUCUUGUCCAGCUUCCGGCGACGUUCCGGUGGAGUUGUCCGGGUGUGACGCUGCAAGUGACCGCUGCCUUGCGCCAGACCAAAGUACUACCGAGGCCCACGGGUAUCCAUGGGUCGAUGUUCCGUGGGACCAGGUUUUGGGGAAUUUCACUGCUGGCGCUACCGCCGGAUCUUUCCCAGGUCAAAAUUGCCUGCCGGGGUAUCACGGGACGCCGACGUUUUACUGCCCAACUGCAGAUGAAGGUCGACGUACACUGACGGUUUAUGGGUGCGAUCCGGCGGCGCCUUGCACCGCUCCCCUGGGCCCAAUCCUGGAAGACAUGGGAACGAAACUCCUGAACGGCCUCGACGACGUCACUGGAAUCGACUGGGCCGCCGCAAUCCUUGCCGGGGAAGAGAACAAAAGCGUGGGCGAUCUGGCCUGCAAAGCCGAGCUGGGGCCGCCACCGGUGUUUGACUGCCCGGCCGCCGGAGGCCCCGUGGCAUUUGCGGGUUGCGACGGACCCGCAUGGAAACCCUGCAAUCCGACUUGGCAAGAGCAGGCCCUAUUGGAAGCUCGUCUUGGAAAUUCGCUGCAAAACGUGGACUGGACGGUCCUCGUGCCGGGAGCGGCCCAGAUGGCAAAUGUGACCGACCAAAACGGGGACCCCCUGGUGUGCAAGGAGGGCUUGGUCCCCCCGCCGACCUUUUGGUGCGAGAUGGAAGAGGGAGCGGUCCAGAUGGCGGGCUGCGACCAGGAAGCAUCUCCGGAGGAGGAAGAUUAUAUCGCAUGUAAAAACGACCCCAUAGUCAGGUUGGGAACUACUACUGUCGUGCAUAACACAAAUCCCGAAGUUUUGCUGGGAGUCACGCAUGACAAGUUUCGACCGAAAAACAAGCGACAGCGCCUCUUUGAUUAUUGGGGAUUCCCGCACUCGCACAACCACAAUAUUCUUGUUCCUGCAUGUAGAAGAUGCUGAUCUGCAUGACAUCUUUGUUUAGCAUGACAACUUUGGCUUGGGAACGUUUUUACACAGGAUAGAAUCGUCACACGGGCCGCUGAUCGAGCCCUGCGCGACUCCCGCGGCAGAGGCGGCGUGGCGCGCGCGGGUAAACGCGUCACAGGUGAGCGCCGUGGACUGGGCUUCGGUACUCCAGGAGGAGCGCUUCCGGCCUACUGGCGUUCUUGGCGAGACGGUGCCGGCGCAGAACGGAGUCACCCUCGCAUGCAAAACCGGAUUUUCCGGUACUCCCAGGUUUUCCUGUCUCCACGAUGGUGAUGAACUGCAGAUGACGGGUUGCGUCGCCGCCAGUACGGGACCUGAGGAAGGUGGGAACCAAGAUGGGUUACCAAAACGAAAAGAGCAGGAGCUGCCCCUUUGAUGUCCCAGAAAUUUUAUUAACGAGAAGUAGAGUUUGAUGUUGUAUUGAUCGCAAACGUGGAGAUAGAGGUUCCACUUCCAGCUGAACAUGGGAACUUUUGCAUGGAAAAAAAAGCGACUCGUUCUGUUUUUUCACACGAUAUUGAAGGUAGUUUUGCAGGAGCUCCAACAUGACUGACAUCGCAUGAUCUGGUAACCAAAUGCGUGCGCGCGCGCGCAGAGCGCGCGCCGGCCCACGAAGCCGGCGCGCGCGCUCUGUGCGCUUGCGAUAUUGCUUAGCAAACGCAGCGCGAAGGCAGUUGCCGUUACCAUAUAGGGCAACCGCCGGGAGGCGUGAAGGUCAGGGAAAUGACCAGAAAUGAAGCGGGAGAAGGGAAAAAAAGCGGACCAGAUGGGGAAAUGGCCAGGAGGGCAAAAAUGUCGUAAAAAAGGCAGAAACCAAGCGGGAGAAGGUGAAAAAAGAGCAUUUUUGCGGUUUGGCCCACUUGAUAUCUGAAAAGGAGACGGACUGUUUUUUGCUCCGCCCGCUGGGCAGCUGCGUUGGAGAAGCAGGCCCGCGACCUGUUCGGAAGCCUUGGGCCGCUUCGUAACUGGAAAAAGUUGGAAAAAAAUGGCAAAAAUUUGCUUCAUACCGUGGGCGGAAGCAAUCGUCGGAUUUUGUGCAGAUCCCCCGGGCCACUUGGAAAAUGAAAAAAGAUGAAAAAUUGCGCAAAAGCGAAAUCCCUCCGCAGGCUUCAAAACUGCCAGGCAGGUGGGGGCGGUGAAAAUGUGCAGAGCCCUUCGGCCGACUAAAAACCAGAAAAAAAAGCGAAAACGAAAAAAAAUCGAGAACCCUCGGCAGGCUUACAAACUGGCCGCCAAGGGCGGUCCGGCGGGCGCGUGGUCGCGCCAUACCGUCGGGAUUGUGAAAAAAAAAACGCACUAGAAGCGGGCGGAGGGAUGUCACAAAAUCCCCAUUUGCCCUGGUUUGUGGGCACAAAUCCUGCACCUCCGCCGCGUCUGAAAUGGCCGAUUUUGGUGGCCCGGAAGGGUCCGCGGGGAUUCGGCUUUCCGCAUACCUUCUUGGCCAGGAGGCGAGUUUGUCAUGCAGGGGGCUAGAAAGGAUGCCCCGCUGCGAAGGUGGAUGGCCACAUACCUUCUUGGCCAGGAGGCCAGUUUGUCAUGCAGGGGGCUAGAAAGGAUGCCCCGCGGCGAAGGUGGAUGGGGGGCGUCCGGGGGGGGCUUGCCCCCCCCCGGCCACAUACCUUCUUGGCCAGGAGGCCAGUUUGUCAUGGAGGGGGCUAGAAAGGAUGCCCCGCUGCGAAAUAGCAGACCGGAUUUCGCCUUCAAAGCUUAUCGCAGGAGCCUGCGGGCCGCCGCGGGCUCCACCACUUCCCCGCGGCCCAAGGGCCGCGAGCACAACUGCGGCCCGCGACCCAAGGAAGAAGAAGAAGUGGGAUUCUAAUUAAAAAAAAUGGUGGUGGCAGCCGCGCGGCUGGUUUGGCUUUCGCGCUGGUUAGAUUUUCGCGCACGCAUUUGGUUACCAAUAUCGCCCUCCGGGCGCGAUCUUCAUAAAUAAUGAAAAGCGCAGCUCCCGCCAGUGCUGGUGCUCCGUGCUCCGUGCUCGUGCCGCCUACACAACCACACAGAUUGCCGCUAUUCUGGCCGCGGGAAAAGCUGCUACACUACAUGCAAGGAAGAACAUCGUUUCUGCAAAUCGCAAAAAAAUUUCUUGAUAGUUCUGGGUUACUAAAACAUUUCUAUGAUAAUUCUGGGUUACUAUAGAAAAGGGGCGCUUUCUACCUGGAUAGGAGUCCGCACCGGACGAGGACGCCGAGACAGGGCGGGAACCGAGUACAGGGGAGGAGGAGGAGGGAGAAGAUGAAGGGAGCAGCAGCAAUUGCUGCAUGAUUGUCAUCUUUUUCGUCGUGGUGCUCGGCGUGGUAGUGAUGAUCGGCGCUGUCGUGUUCUUAUCAAAUGUAAAAGUGUCUGGGUCUGGAAGAUUGCGAGAUUUGUCAUGCAUAUUUCGGAUCACGCUCACGCAAAUGGCGUCUGAUGCAGGCAAAAGCAUCACAGGUCUUACGCACGCCUCAUGAUGCCUGUCCCGCAUGAGAAACUUCCUACUUGCGUGCCAAGAAAUAGACAGCUUUUGGCGCUCAUGCAACACAAUUUUUUUGUGUGUUCCAGAGUUUGCAUCACAAGUUCCAACCCUUCCAGACCCAGACAUUUUUACAUUUGAUAGUUCUUAUUCUGGUCAUAUCCUGGGGAAAAACGUACCUAUUCACUUACACUCCCGACGUGGUCCCAAGUCCACGACAGAAGAUGUUGAGCUCCUUUUGAUGUAAUCGUGCAGAAGACAGUGAAAAAUACACUCGACGAGAAAUGCAUGCUCAUUGUUCUGGAUCUGGUGUAGUGACUCCCAGCUAAGUAAAGCCUCAUUCCUCGUUCUGAUUCGUGUAAUAUUCAGAUUUCUUUGUCCGCCCGAACGAGAUUCUUCACAUGCCAGCUGCGCGUCAGGCCAAGCGUUCUUCUAGCUUUACAGAGGCAUACAAUUUGAUUUCCGAACAGAAAGACGGGGUUCGUUGGUGGGAGGGACGUUUUUUCUCAUCAUAUGCUACCCGGUGGUGAGGAGGACGACGAUAAGAAGAAAGCCACCAGUGCGUCCAGCCAGACAAGGCGCAGUGGUAGGGACAAGAAGCUGAAGCUACCCGGCUCGGCCGGUAUGGAAUGGAAAUAAAGUACAUCACCCAUGCAUGAAGAUCGUUGUACCACCAGCAUCCUGUCGCUGGGGUCCUUGUAAUUUUUAUCAACAGGCUUUGGGCGACGUGAGCAGCUGUUUUGGUGUAGUCGCAGUUGCAGUCCUGCUGCUCUCGACGUCUUCAGAAGCAGAUGAGUACGUAGUACUGCAUUUUCAAUAGAUACCUCUUGCGUUGUAAGUACUCGAUAUUGCGGAGAUGGAUCAGUAGAAGUCGCGAAAAAUGUUAUAGUCUGGAGGUUCAUCAUGAGCUGCAAAGCAUAUAUUCUCGUCGGCUAUGGCACUUACUUUUGUGGGCGGUGUACUUUGAGUUUUCUAUGUGAUAACAGACAAGCAGGAUAAUUCGGGCAAGCGCAAAGACAAAGACGACGACGACGACGAUCGGGGCUCGGAUAGCCCAGGUGGAGAUGGAGCCGACGCCAGUAAAACCACGAGCAAGAAGAUGAAAAAGAAAAAAUCGUCCGCUUCUUCCGACGAUGAGGUUGCUGCAAAGACGAACCAGGAGGGCAUAUCUUGGGUAAAAACGUCCCCACGACCGCAUGUAAUGUGUCUAUGCAAAUUACCUGCAUACCCAUGAUACCGAAAAUGUUUCUCAUGCGCAGGAGCAGCUUCAUGAGAAGCAAGUUCCGAUGAUGUUUUUGAUUUUGUGAUGAUUAUAAGUUGAUCGAUUUGUUGUGAUGCGGCGAAACUAGCUAAACGUGACUACGCGGUGGGUGGGGAUAUUUUUCGUCAGGAUAGGGCAGCGCGGGGGUGAUUGGAUCCUUUGCUUCCGCUAUCACAGAGCAGGGGGGAGACAGCGUGCAGGGGCGGGGCUCGUCCUUCUCGGCCGGCGCUCCUGUUUCGGACCUGCAGAGCGAAGCUCCGGAGGCCACAACUGCGAAACCAGGAGAUAUUAGACAGAAAGACCCGAACAAAUCCUCAAAAAAGGACAAAAAGGACAAGCAUGGCGAGUCACAUAAUAAGUUGGGGAGCCAGGGGAACAAAGACGCUGGUACGCGGGGCGACAAGAUCCUCGGUCACGCAGGAACGGGCUCAUUCGCCGACAAGACCCUCGCCGACUUAGGGAGCGGCGACGCCACGGCGACGGGCGGAGCCGACGCGACGUCGACACAAGGGGACAUGAGGAGUAGCCAGCAGGAGGAAGCCGCUGCCCCGCCACCGCCAACCCGCCGGGUGUCCGCGUUAGACCAGGCGUAUUCCAUCAUGGCGAAUAAGCCUGACGACAAGGAGAAGGACGACACCAAGUCCUCUGCGUCAAAGAAGGCAAAAACAAAGAAGAGCGCAUCUUCUUCCGCGAAUAAAAGCAUAACCAACGAGGCGAACAGUUCCAAGGGCGGUGAGACCCCGAAGCGGCCGUCGGUGAUCCCCGCCUUGAAUUUUGACAUUUUGCCCGGGGAAAGCGAACAGACCCCGAGUUCUAGGCGGUCGAAAACGAGAGCUGCGUCUGUUGUGAAGCGCGCAAGAUCCGUAUCCGGGACAGUGCGGGCCUUGAAGAGUGGCGUCAAGUCUGCCAAGUCCAAGAAAGCACGGAGCAGCAGUCAGGUCCCGCGGCCCUCGAUAUCCGGCGUACACAAAUCAGUAAACCCCUCCACCACCGAGAUGGAUGAUCUGUUUUGAAAAAGGAUUUAAGUACGAGGGCUUGCAGUGUUGUGAAGAUUGUCAUCGCGCAUGAACAUCAAAUUUGCCUACGUGCUUUCGCACAGACAAAUUUCAUCUAGUCGGUUGAGAAUUUCAUUUUGUACCGAAACACAGGACGAAUCAAUUGCUAUUUCAUGAAGCAGCUCCAGCUGCCACGAAGUCAAAAAGCAGUGUGACAGAAGAAUCUUUGGGAGCUGCCCUGCUCGCUACUUACAUGUGCACUCCACUGCAAGAGUCGCGUAAAUUUCACGUGAUAAAUAAUUUCGGUGGAAAUUAUACUGGAGGGGUUGUACUAAUUUACGCUGGAUAUGCGGCAUCUUUCAGCGAAGCAACUGGCUCUGGCGCUAAAGUCAGCUCAAGAGUCAGCUCAAGAGCCAGCUCGAAAGUCGGCUCAAAAGUCGGCUCGAAAGUUGGCUCGAAAGUCGGCUCGAAAAUUGGGUCCCAGAUCGGGCGGCCUUCCGCUGCGAUGAACUCGUCGGGCGGCAAGUCAAAGGCCAAGAAGAGGCUAAAGAAAAAGCCGACCAACUCCUCGAUGAGUUCGAGGGUGAGCAGCAGACAGAGCUCUAGAUAUCCUGAGCAAAAACAGCCCCCCCCAUACCAGAGCCAUCUUCCGGGUGCUCAUGAUUUAGCAUGUGGAGCAAGAGGACCAGUGGUUGACUCAUGCGGGUCGUUCUCAUGAAGUGUGUAUCUUUUUUAGAGUGGUCUUUGCCUUUGGUCAUGCGCGUAAUCUAUCAGUAUGAGAAGCAAGAUCUUUAUCGUCGAUGUUGCCAUCGUCAUAACAGCUAUCGCUACUUAAGGACGACCGCGCUGCGUGUCCAAGUUUAUCAUUGCGAAGCUCGUGGAUCCUUUGCCUGGAAGAAGGCGCAGCGUGACUGGGGGCUGGGGAGGUUUUUGCAGCGGAUAAUAGGGCCUCUGCAAGGAUGAAGAAACCAGCAGUGGGAAGAAAGAGAUCCAAGUUAUAG
Messenger RNA from Amoebophrya sp. A120, 14222 nucleotides. The record is from the annotation of a GenBank genome assembly. Lineage: Eukaryota; Dinophyceae; Syndiniales; Amoebophryaceae.